AUGGCCGCGAAGGCGAAUUUCGAGGUGAACCAGGAGACGAGGAGCAAGCUCGCGGCACUGGGCAAGAAAGAAGGUGCCGGCAACGACAGAUGUUGCGACUGCGGCGCCCCUUCACCGCAAUGGGCUUCUCCCAAGUUCUCGACGUUCAUCUGCCUACAAUGCGCGGGCGUGCAUCGCGGGUUGGGCGUGCACGUCUCCUUCGUGCGCUCCAUCUCCAUGGACGCCUUCAAGGAGGUCGAGCUCCUGCGCAUGGACCGCGGCGGCAACAAGGCCUGGCAAGACUUCUACAACAAGAACACCACGUCGUUACCCUUCGACGAGGCCACGAUCAAAGAACGAUACGAGUCCGAGGUCGGCGAGGAGUGGAAAGAACGGUUGACAUGCGUGGUCGAGGACCGCGAGUUUGACAGGGCCGCCUUCCAGAAAGAGAGACAGGCCAUACUGCAAAGACAGGCGAGCCGGUCCGCCACACCCGCUGGCGGCGUUAGAGGCCACGCCGCCGUCUCGAGCAGCGGUUCUGGUACAGGCAGUCGGACAGCGUCUCCCGCGCCGAGGGGCCGCGGUAUCGCCCCAGACCAAAAGGCGCAGAACGAAGCGUAUUUUUCGCGCAUGGGCGAGGCCAAUGCCUCAAGACCAGAAAAUCUCCCGCCCAGCCAGGGUGGGAAGUAUGGUGGGUUCGGCAGCGCGAUGGCCGAGCCCGCGGCGGACAGGCAGGCCGGUGGCGGCGGUGGGAUCGCGGACGACUUUUCGAAAGAUCCCGUCGCCGCCAUCACCAAGGGCUUCGGCUGGUUGGGCGGCAUGGUAAGCAAGCAGGCCAAGCUGGUGAACGACUCGUACAUCCAGCCGACGGCGAAAAAUAUCGCCGCCUCAGACUUCGCCUCGCAGGCCCAAAAGGCCGCCAUGGCCGCCGGGCAGGGCCUUUCAACCGGCGCAAGGGGAGCAGCGCAAUCGUUCAACAAGUUCGUCGAAGGCCAGGACGAGAGAGCGUCUUCUUCUGCCGCGUCGAGGGAAAGGGACGUCGAGCCCGAAAGGAAAGACUUUUGGGAUAGUUUCGGACUGCCAGCAGGCGGUGGUGCCACCAGCAGCAUCGGCACCAACGCGCUGAAGAAGACGGUUUCCCCGGCGGCGAACCCGCCACGGAAGACAAAGGAGGAUGGAUGGGGUGAGGAUUGGUGA
Cladophialophora yegresii CBS 114405 is the source of this 1176-nucleotide messenger RNA. RefSeq lists its product as uncharacterized. Gene Ontology annotation, cellular component: Golgi membrane. Gene Ontology annotation, biological process: regulation of endocytosis; regulation of ARF protein signal transduction. Gene Ontology annotation, molecular function: GTPase activator activity. The coding region runs from base 1 to 1176 and encodes 391 amino acids. The transcript has 4 exons. The record is from RefSeq and is a predicted model, not a curated record. Lineage: Eukaryota; Fungi; Ascomycota; Eurotiomycetes; Chaetothyriales; Herpotrichiellaceae.